Pistacia vera is the source of this 2281-nucleotide messenger RNA. RefSeq names its product protein NRT1/ PTR FAMILY 4.6-like. The record is from RefSeq and is a predicted model, not a curated record. The coding region runs from base 106 to 1848 and encodes 580 amino acids. Gene Ontology annotation, molecular function: transmembrane transporter activity. The transcript has 5 exons. NCBI's taxonomy places the organism in Eukaryota, Viridiplantae, Streptophyta, Magnoliopsida, Sapindales, Anacardiaceae. Gene Ontology annotation, biological process: transmembrane transport. Gene Ontology annotation, cellular component: membrane.
UCACUCUUCUUUUCUAAUCAAACUAACUUUCUCUCUUCCCUCUUCUUCUCUUUCUCUCUAACCAGAGAUCCAACUUCAAGUAUUGGAAAAGAGAGAAGAACAAAGAUGGAGGAAGAAGCACAGCAAGUGUGCAGAUGGGAAGGUUAUGUUGAUUGGAGGAAGAGACCUGCUCUGAGAGGCCGCCAUGGUGGCAUGCUUGCAGCAUCUUUUGUUUUGGUUGUGGAGAUAUUGGAGAACCUGGCAUACUUGGCAAAUGCAAGCAAUUUGGUGCUUUAUUUAUCAAAAUACAUGCACUUAUCUCCAUCAAAAUCUGCAAACAAUGUCACAAAUUUCAUGGGAACUGCCUUUCUUUUGGCUCUCCUUGGAGGCUUCCUAUCUGACGCUUUCUUGACGACUUAUCACAUCUACCUGAUAAGUGCAGCUAUUGAAUUUCUGGGCUUGGUUAUACUCACAGUGCAAGCUCGCUCUUCUUCUCUAAAGCCACCACCAUGUGGUCCGUCAACCCCCAACGUUCAAUGCAAAGAAGUUGAUGGCGGAAAAGCCGCAAUGUUGUUCAUUGGGCUGUAUCUUGUGGCGCUGGGCGUUGGAGGGAUUAAGGGCUCACUGCCUACACACGGGGCGGAGCAAUUCGAUGAAGCCACCCCACACGGAAGGAAGAAAAGAUCAACUUUUUUCAAUUACUUUGUGUUUUGUCUCGCCUGUGGUGCCCUCAUUGCAGUGACAUUAGUUGUGUGGAUUGAAGACAAUAAAGGAUGGGAAUGGGGAUUUGGAGUUUCCACCAUUGCAAUUUUGUUGUCAAUCCCUAUCUUCUUUGCUGGUUCAGCUUUUUACAAGAACAAGAUUCCUUCUGGCAGUCCACUCACCACCAUUUGCAAGGUUUUGAUUGCUGCAUUGAUCAACGUUUGUACAAGUAAAGCUCCAAGCAAUGCCAUCGCGAACCUCUGUGCAAGCCCUUCUAAUCAAAACCAAACUAGCAAGGGACCAGAAGAAGAAACUGCAAAAGCAAGGGAGUUGCCUCAAGCCCCAACAGAGACCCUCAGGUUCUUAAACAGAUCGCUUGUUAGCAAGCCAGUCCACACAGCACUAGAAUGCACGGUGAAGGAAGUAGAAGAAGUGAAAAUUGUGAUAAAAGUCCUCCCUAUAUUUGCUUGCACCAUCAUCCUCAACUGCUGCCUCGCUCAGCUCUCCACAUUUUCGGUCGAACAAGCUGCCACCAUGAACACUAAGAUUGGUUCCUUAAAAGUCCCACCAGCGUCCCUUCCAGUUUUUCCUGUACUCUUCAUCAUGAUCCUAGCACCAAUUUAUGACCAUUUCAUCAUCCCAUUUACUAGGAAAGCAAAAAAAUCCGAAAUGGGGAUUACUCACCUACAAAGAAUUGGAAUUGGUUUGUUUCUUUCCAUUGUAGCCAUGGCAGUGGCAGCUCUUGUUGAGAUUAAACGGAAGAGAGUCGCAACGAACUCGGGACUCGACUCAACUGGUCCAUUACCAAUCACAUUCUUGUGGAUUGCUUUUCAGUAUUUGUUCCUGGGGUCGGCUGAUCUUUUCACCUUAGCCGGCCUGCUAGAAUUUUUCUUCACGGAGGCACCCACAAGCAUGAGAUCUUUGGCAACAUCUCUGUCCUGGGCCUCUUUGGCCAUGGGAUAUUACUUGAGCUCAGCGAUUGUAUCAAUAGUUAACCAAGUCACUGACAUUUCGGGAAACGAACCGUGGCUCUCUGGUGGCAGCAUAAAUGAGUAUCACCUUGACAGAUUCUACUGGCUGAUGUGUGUGCUCAGUGGAUUGAAUUUCUUGAACUACCUUUUCUGGGCCACCCGGUAUAAAUACAGAUCAACAGGAGCAAAUCAGUAAAAUAAAGUUUGGAGCUAAACAGAAUUUAAAGAUGGUGGUUUCUUGAUCAAUCAUUUCUAAUAUUCAAAUUAGAAUUUCAAAUAUUUGAAUAUCGAAAAUGGUUGAUCAAGAAGGCACCAUCUUUAAAUUCAAAAUUUUGAUAUCUCAAGAUUUUGUUUAUCUCUAACAAAAGAUAUAGAGGGAUGUAGGUGAAAGGCUUUUAGGUAGCUUUUACCGUGAAUAUUCAUGGUGCCGGAAAAUUAACUCUGCGGUUGUAUAUAUGAGCCGGCUACUUGCCAAUACAGAGGAGAUACCGGAGAUUAGGUGAUUAUACCAGAGCCAGCGAAGAAACUGUCUUCUGCUUAUCUUGUAAUACUGGUUCUGAUUCUCUUGUUAAUUAGUUACAGUUAAAACAGAAAUUGAUAAUGGUGUUGUUAAAUACCAAUUUGACAAA